Molecule: messenger RNA, 708 nt
Organism: Scheffersomyces stipitis CBS 6054
Lineage: Eukaryota; Fungi; Ascomycota; Pichiomycetes; Serinales; Debaryomycetaceae
Product: MARVEL domain-containing protein
Exons: 1
Coding region: 1-708 (235 amino acids)
Cellular component (GO): membrane
Source: RefSeq, a predicted model, not a curated record
AUGUCUAAGGUUGAGUCUAUUUUUACCCUCGGUGUCAGGUUUAUUGUCACUGUUGUGAUACGUGGACUCGAAACAAUUUUCACGAUCAUUGUUUUGGGGUUGUCUGCAUCGCUCGUUAACGACUAUAGUGACUACGGCAGAGGCAUCUACGCGGUAGUUGUUUCGGUUCUUACCCUUUUGUCGAUUCUCCAUAGCUUCUUUUUACCACUCUCUUUUGAGUUCAGCUGGUACUUCUUGCUGACUCUUUUGACCCAGAGCUUGGAGUUUGUCCUCUGGUUGAUUGUGUUUUCUCUCUAUGCUGACGACUUUGGUGACUUGGACUGCUCGUUGCUUGCAGACGAAACUCCAUGUCAUGUUGGUAAGGCCGCAGUUGCCUUUUCUUUCCUUAAUUGGUUGUUGUUGAUUGUGGUUUUGCUGCUCUUGGUGGUUUUUGUUGUCGUACCUGCUGGCUUUGCAGCUUUCCAAUCAAAGGUAGAAUGGACACCUGGAGGAAUCUUCCCAGUUGUAGCUGCUAAGGAAGAAGACCCAGAAAAGGUUGUUGCAGCUGGAGAAGGAAAAGACGAGCCUGCUGAAAUCAUUGUAAAUGAACAACCAGAAAACACAGAACAGACUGAACAUGUCGACAUCGAUGACAUAAUUAGCCCUGCCCUGGCUGAGCCGGAAACAGAAAAGGAACUGGAACCCGUUCCCGCCCCUGCAAAUUUGUAA